Messenger RNA from Podarcis raffonei (Aeolian wall lizard), 16254 nucleotides. RefSeq names its product histone-lysine N-methyltransferase 2D-like. NCBI's taxonomy places the organism in Eukaryota, Metazoa, Chordata, Lepidosauria, Squamata, Lacertidae. Gene Ontology annotation, molecular function: transcription coactivator activity; histone binding; histone H3K4 methyltransferase activity. The record is from RefSeq and is a predicted model, not a curated record. Gene Ontology annotation, biological process: positive regulation of transcription by RNA polymerase II. Gene Ontology annotation, cellular component: MLL3/4 complex; nucleus.
AUGUUCCAGGUCAACCUGACACUUCGAAUCAGUUUCACAGCCCAGGGAAGACCUUGCGGGGCAACCGGGGGUCAAAGCUGAGAAGGUCUCUUGGAUACAGGAUGGAUGAUCAGAAGCCACCUGGUGACGACAAAGACUCUGACACACCAGCAGCAGAUGGAAUUGUGUCCUUGGAGGAGCAGGGCAGCGUGGAAGCUGAUCCCUUGAAGCCACCAGAAGAAGGCCCUGCAAAAGAGGCAUUGGAAGAAGUGGAAGCGAAAGCAGGGCCACCCCCGACCUGCAGCUCCCCGCCCAAGCGCUGCGCGUUCUGCAACUGCAGCAAGUGGAGCCUUCACGGGCAGCGAGAGCUGUUGCGCUUUGAUCCGGCGCCUGGCUGGGCGGACGAGCUUUCGGAGCCGCAGGAAGGGAAGCAGCCUGGCUCGGCGGAGGCUGGAGGCGACGACCUGACCCUGAUUGGCUUUGCGGAUGGUGUGGCAGUGCGAGAGGUGUUUGAGCCAACAGGUCACUUCUGGGCUCAUCACUGGUGCGUGGUGUGGUCAGCCGGAGACUUGCGUUCGGAAGGGUCAUGGUUGAGCCUCGUGAACAAAGCUGUCAUCUCAGGGAUUGCACAGAAAUGUGAACACUGUAAGAGACGGGGUGCUACCAUUCCGUGCCAUGCAGAGGGGUGCCAGCGCCACUAUCACUUCCCCUGCGCGGCGACUAGUGGCUGCUUCCAGUCUAUGAAGAGCUUGAAGCUCCUCUGUCCUGAGCACCUGGACCAGGCAGUACAGAUGGAGGACUCUCGCUGCAUGGUUUGCGACGCCCCCGGGGAAUUGCGCGACCUACUCUUCUGCACUAGCUGUGGCCUGCACUACCACGGCGCAUGCUUGGAGAUCACGGUGACGCCACGCAAGCGCUCGGGCUGGCAAUGUCACGAAUGCAAAGUUUGCCAAACCUGCAGGCUGUCUGGGGAGGACAGCAGGAUGCUCGUGUGUGAAGCUUGCGAGAAAUGCUACCACACCUAUUGCUUGAAGCCAGCCAUCGAGAGUCUUCCCACCGACUCCUGGAAGUGCAAAAGCUGCCGUGUUUGUUCUGACUGUGGCUUCCGCCCUUCUGCCCUGGAUCCCAGCAGCCAGUGGUACGAGAACUACUCUCUCUGUGAAGGAUGUCAAGAGCAACGUCGCAAGAGUGCAAGUAGCACAGAGGCCGUACAGCACAGCCAGGAGCAAACUGCCCCAGCCAGCAGCAGCAGCAGCAGCCUCAUCACAACAGAUAAGCCAGUGUCCCCCAAACCACUGGAGGAAGCCUGUGCAGCCAGCAAGGAGCAAGCAGAAAGGAGCUGCAGCAGCCCGGUCAGUUUGCACCAAGAAGAGCAGGUGCCUUUGGGUUGUGAUGAGAAACCGACUGAAGCAGACAAGCCGUUAGAGCUGUCCAAUGUUGAUCCGGAAGCCCCUGCAGGGCAGGAGCAGAUGGAAGUAGAGACGCCAUUAGAGCCUGAGAAGGCCCCCUCUCCGCCACCCCCUCCCCCAGUGCCACCAGAUCCAGCCUCUCCCGCCCACCCCGAGGAGCCCCCGCUCGGUGCCAAAGAGCAUCCUGCUUUUGAGUUGCCGUCCGCAGAGCCAGAACCCACAGAGAGCCAUACUGAGGCGGCACCCCCAGCCCCGGAAGGGCAGGCCUCUCCAGCGAGCCCUCGGCCUGGCUCGCUCAAAGCUGCUUCCCCCCAAGCCGCCGAGGAAGGAGAAGCCCACGAGGAGCCCAUGGACACAGGGGUCGAGGGCCUGGCGCCGGACAGCCCUGCCGGCGGCCGAGUACAGCCUAGUCAAGAGGACGAAGAGGAGGAGGAGGAAGAAGAGGACGAGGAGGCCGGAGGGGCAGCUCCGGCGCCCAAGAUGGAGCUGGAGGAGAGAUUAUCCCCUCCGCUGAGCGAGGCAGAGGCUCCGGACGAGGACGGGCCUGCUGCGUUGGGGCCUGAGCCCCCCGAGGAGACCCUCGGCUUUGCCCGCGAACCCAAGCGCUCCCCUUCGCCCGUGGAGGCGGAGUUGCUGGGGGGCACCCCGAUGGAGGCCUACGGGGCUGGCCACCCGCAGGAGGGUGUGGCGAGCGGGGAGGAGGAGGCCGGGCCGGCGCCCUUGAGGCCCCACCACUUGGUGAAGUCGGAUAUCGUGAACGAGAUCUCGAACCUGAGCCAAGGCGACGCCAGCAGCUUCCCGGGCUCGGAGCUCCAGUUCGCCUCGCCCUACCACGAAGGCGGCGGCUCCAUGUCCCUGGAGAUGGCCGGCCUGACCUCCACAGACGUCAGCCUCCAGAGAGACGACGGGGCCUCCUUGCCACCGGGCGAGAUGGACGACUCCUUGCCUUUUGACAUGAAAGGGGAGUGUGAGAAGGGGCGGCGGCGGAGCUCCCCGGCCCGUUCCCGUGUCAAGCAGGGUCGCAGCAGCAGUUUUCCCGGGAGGAGACGGCCUCGGGGAGGGUCCCACACAGGCCGAGGGCGGGGCCGAUCACGGUUGAAAUCCACCACUUCUUCCAUCGAGACAUUGGCGCUCGCUGAUAUCGACAGCUCCCCGAGCAAGGAGGAUGACGACGACGACGACGACACGAUGCAGAACACGGUUGUGCUCUUCUCCAACACGGACAAGUUUGUGCUGAUGCAGGAUAUGUGUGUGGUGUGUGGUAGCUUUGGCCGUGGUGCUGAGGGCCACCUCCUGGCAUGCUCCCAGUGCUCUCAAUGUUACCAUCCUUACUGCGUCAACAGCAAGAUUACCAAGGUGAUGCUGCUAAAGGGCUGGCGCUGCGUGGAAUGCAUUGUGUGCGAGGUUUGUGGCAAAGCGUCGGACCCGUCCCGCCUGCUGCUCUGCGAUGAUUGUGACAUCAGCUACCACACGUAUUGCCUGGACCCGCCUCUCAACACCGUGCCCAAGGGCGGCUGGAAGUGUAAAUGGUGCGUCUGCUGCGUGCAGUGUGGAGCAGUCUCUCCUGGCUUCCACUGCGAAUGGCAGAACAACUACACCCACUGUGCUCCCUGCGCCAGCCUUGUCACCUGCCCCAUCUGCCAUGUGAAGUAUGUGGAGGACGACCUCUUGAUCCAGUGCCAGCACUGUGAGAGGUGGAUGCAUGCUGUGUGCGACAACCUAUUCACGGAGGAAGAAGUUGAACAGGCAGCAGACGAAGGAUUUGACUGUACCUCCUGCCAGCCCUAUGUGGUGAAGCCCGUUGUUCCGGUCCCCCCUCCAGAAAUUAUUCCAGUGAAGAUCAAGGAGCCGGAGCCCCAGUAUUUUCGCUUUGAAGGCGUCUGGCUGACAGAGACGGGCAUGGCGGUGUUGCGGAACUUGUCCUUGUCGCCACUGCACAAGCGCCGGCCGCGCAAGACCCCAACGACGCCAACGACGCCACGGCCGCUGGGUGCGCUCAAUGGCGAAGGUGUGCUGGAUGGGGUUGACCCCUUGGGCCCCGAAGAGAAAAAGGAGGGCGACGUGGAGGGAGACGAGAUCCUGAAAGCUGAAGUCAGCAUCGAACACAUGGAGUGCGAGAUCAAAUUGGAAGCCCCUGCUACCCCGGAAAGGGAAGCCGCAGCCGAGGCCGAUUUGGCGAAGGGUCUUCUGGAAGACUCUGAGGAGGUCAAGAAGCGGAAGCGGAAGCCAUAUCGCCCAGGUAUCGGAGGGUUCAUGGUGCGGCAGCGGAAAUCCCACACCCGCUUGAAAAAGGGCUCGGCCGCAUUGGCAGAAGCCUCUCGCGAGUCGACAGGUGCUGAGGGACAUCCAGAGGAGGGGGCUCAACCCAACCCGCCUGCUGAAGUCCCCGCGGAGGGCAUCGCUGAGCAGGGAGUGGUUGAGGGUGACGAGAAGAAGAAACGGCGGGGCAGGAAGAAGAGCAAGCUGGAGGACAUGUUCCCUGCCUACCUUCAGGAAGCCUUUUUUGGAAAGGCCCUCCUAGACCUGAGCAGAAAGGCACUGCUGGCAGCCGGCGGUGUGGGUGGGGAUGGAACUGCCCACCCUCCCGUUGGCCAGGGGGCUCCCAGGCCCAAGGUGGAUUUCAGCAUGCUUCAGAAAGGACCGGUGGACGGGAAAGACCCUUCGGUUCAGCCCAAAGGGGAUGAAUGUGUUGACAGCAGGGAGGCAGUAGCCCCAGAAAACAACUUGAAAACUGCUGAUGCCAAGACUGAAAAUACCGGCACAGAAGAGCAGAUGGUGCCCAAGACCUCUCCAGACCCUACAGGUGCCGAGAACCCAGCCACACCCCCGGGGGAGGGGGUGCUCAGCUCCGACCUUGACAAAAUCCCCACUGAAGAGCUGCCCAAAAUGGAGAGCAAGGACGUCCAGCAGCUCUUCAAAGACGUCCUGGGGUCUGCGGAGCGAGAGCAGCAACAGCAGCAGCAGCAGCAGCUCAACUGCAUUGGGGCGGAAGCUGAGGCCGGAGGCCUUCGGGACCCGAGCCGCUCGCAGCUGGGCCAGAGGCCUUUCCUGCAAGGUGGCGCCGGGGUCUCCCUUGGGCCCCUUCAACCCGCUGUGCCGAUGGAGACCUACUCAGGGGUUUGCCAGUCCCCAUUUCUUGAUAGCAGGGAGAGGAGUGGCUUCUUUAGCCCAGAGCAGUGUGAGCCAGAGAGCCCUUGGGCCAGCAGCUCUGCGGCGUCCACCCCCACCACGCCCACCACGGAGGGGGAGAGCGACGGGCUGUCGUACAACCAGCGGAGCUUGCAGCGCUGGGAGAAAGAUGAAGAGCUGGGAGAGCUCUCCACCAUCUCGCCCGUCCUCUAUGCCAACAUGAACUUCCCCAACCUCAAGCAAGACUACCCAGAUUGGUCCAGCCGUUGCAAGCAGAUCAUGAAGCUCUGGAGAAAGGUGCCGGCCCCAGACAAAGCCCCAUACUUGCAAAAGGCCAAAGAUAACCGGGCAGCCCAUCGCAUCAACAAGGUGCAGAAGCAAGCCGAGAGCCAGAUCAACAAGCAGACCAAAGUCGAGGUGCUGCGCAGGCCAGACCGGCCGGCCCUACAUUUGCGCAUCCCGCCCCAGCAGGGGGCACUGCCCACUGCGGCCCCCCAGCCGCCUCCUCCGCUGCCCCCUCCUCCUCCCGCCGCCUCUGUGCCAGGGCAGCCGCUCUACGUCAGCAACGCCGCAGCUCUGCCCAGCGGGUCCGGCGGCGUCGAGUCGCCCAGCGAGCUCUUCCUCAAGCUCCCCUCUUCUGCCGCCAGUGCCCAGCCCCCCGGGUCCGGCGGCGUCGAGUCGCCCAGUGAGCUCUUCCUCAAGCUCCCCUCUUCUGCCGCCAGUGCCCAGCCCCCCGCUCCAGUGCCUUUGCACGAGCCCUACGGCGUGGCCUGCCCCCCGCCGGAUUCAGGUUUCCCCUCUCCCUCCUCGGUGGGCCAGAGCCCGACAGUGCCUGCUGGCUUUGCUUCGUCCUCGUCCUCCUCCUCCUCCUCUUCCUCCGGACAGUCUCCGCUCCUGCCGAACCCUCGCCCAGCCCCGCAGCCCGGGGACUUCCAGCCCACCCCUCCGGGGACCCCGAGGCACCAGCCCUCCACGCCAGACCACUUCCUCAAGCCCCGCUGCCCCACCGGGUCCUUGGAGAACCUAUCGGUGCCCGGGAGCCCUCAGCGGGCCGCCCUGCUACUCUCGCCUCCGCCUUUUGGGGAGCUGAAGAAAGGGUUGGACAUCAAGAAGGAAGAGGCCGGGCCGGGGAUCUGCUCCCCCAGCUAUGGCUGCAGCUACGGCGACUCGCCGUCCGGUGCUCACCACCUGGCCGAAAUGAAGGCUCCAGAUGUUUUCAAGGCCCCGCUCACUCCCCGCCAGUCUCAGGUCGAGCCGCAGAGCCCGGGCUUGGGGCACCGGCCUCCCGACGCCCACCCUCUGGCCGCGUCUCCCCCCAGCCAGGCUGACCUCUACCGCCAGUCGCCAUACCCAGACCCCUACGCUCAGCCUCCCCUGACGCCGAGGCCUCAGCCCCCGCCCCCGGAAAGCUGCUGUGCCCUGCCGCCCCGCUCCUUGCCCUCCGACCCUUUCUCGCGCGUCCCCGCUAGCCCCCAGUCCCAGUCCAGCUCCCAGUCUCCCCUCACGCCCCGGCCGCUCUCUAAUGAAGCCUUCUGCCAGUCCCCGGUGACCCCCCGCUUCCAGUCUCCGGACCCCUACUCUCGCCCCCCUUCGCGGCCGCAGUCGCGGGACCCCUUCGCGCCCCUGCACAAACCCCCUCGCCCCCAGAUGCCGGAGGCCGGCUUCAAGCCCAUGCCUGGCUCCCAUAAUACCCUUGCCUCCGGGGGCUUCCCGGCGGGGCCACCCUCUUCCGAAGCCCCCCCUAAGCCUGGCCCGCAGCCCCAAUUCGCUCGCUCCCCUGGGGCAAGCGUCUUCCCGAGCACUCAGGCCCAGCAGAUGCGCUUCACCUUCCCGCCCAGCGAACAGCUCAAGAGCUCCCCUUCCCACGGCAUCAACAGCCAUUUUGCCCCUGGCAAGCCCCAGAGCACCAGCUACGUCUCCUCACCGGGGUUCCACCAAGCCGGCAGCCCCCUCGGCCCUGGCAAGGGCACCGCGGACUCCUACAACGUCUCUCCGCUGCGCCCGCCCUCAGCUCUGCCCCAGCCACCGCCACCUCAACAAGAUGGCGCCUUGGCCUACCUGCCGCGGACAGGCCUGGUGACUCCAGGUGACAAGAGGGAAGAGGGAGCGGUUGGAGCCGCCAACCGGGAGCUGCAGGAACUGCCAGCCAGCCAGGAGGGGACGAUGGGCAGCAAUGCCACCCAGACAGAGAUGGAGAAAGUUCGGCAGCGUCAGAGACUCCGCGAGUUCCUCAUCCGCCAGCAGAUCCAGAGGAACAACUUGAGGCAAGAGAAGGAAAGUGCAGCCGCAGCCGCCAACAACACCCAGGCGUCGUGGAACCCGGAGGGUGGCGGGCAGGCCUUUGAGCAGAUGAACCGGAGCAUGACUCCUUAUCCAACAGUGCAGGACAAAGGAAUGCUUGGCAGCCUGGGGGGCACCCCAGCGGGGAGCAAACUUCCCAGUGGAGUGAUGGGGCAAGGGCCCUACGUGCAGGACGAGCGACUUGCCCGCCCCCCUCCAUCAGCGACCCCUUCUACCAUGGAUAUCAAUGGCAGGUCUUCAGUGGCUGCCGCGCAGCCAUUUUAUCCCCGCGGUGUCUUCCAAGCCCCGUCUCCACAGCAGCAGAUGUGGCAGCAGCAGCAGCAACAGCAGCAGCAAGCCGUGUCCAUGCGUCUCUCUGUCCCUUCGCGCUUCCCCCAGCCCCCCACCCAAGACUUGAGCCGGCAAGCCCUAGCAGGCCUUGCCCCACGCCUGCCAGGCCCCGGAGAACAGAUUCAAGCCUCGACCGGCGCUCUGGGAGCCCAGUUCAUUGAGCUGAGGCACAACAUCCAGAAGGGAGUGCUUGGGAGCGGUGCAGGGCCCACCUUUGUCCAGCAGAACCCACAGGCUCGAACCAGAUUCUUUAUACCUGGGAAUGACGGUGCCAGCCAGGCUUUGAAAUCUCCCGUUAUGCCCAUGCAGGCUCCUGUCCUGGGAAGCCAAGGCCUGCAAGCCCAGAAGAUGUCUGUCCCUAUAUCAUCCUCUCCACAGCAGGGGGCAGAGAUGAGCAACAACCACCAUCCCCAUGCCAAGGCUGUGUCCCAGUUGAUCCUGCCCCCUGGAAACUUGGAGAUGCAACACAUCCCGCCCCGACCACUCUCCUCAUCCGGCCCUAAAGAUGUGCCCAUUACCUCAGCUGCCACUGACGCUGCCCCAGCUGCUGGCAGGAAUCAGCUAGGCCUGGCCGGCAGGCAGCUGCCCUGUGAGGUGCCGGUGGAGCCGGACUUAGACGACGACUUUGAUUCCCACAAAGACCUGGAGGACGACGACGACUUGGCCAACUUGAGCCUGGACCCGGACGUCGCCAAAGGCGACGACGACCUGGGGAACCUGGAUAACUUGGAAACCAACGACCCGCACCUCGACGACCUGCUGAACGGAGAUGAGUUUGACUUGUUGGCCUACACCGACCCGGAACUGGACACCGGGGACAAGAAGGACAUCUUCAACGAGCACCUGCGGUUGGUGGAGUCGGCCAAUGAGAAGGCCGAGCGGGAAGAUCUGCUCAAGAAGGAGCCCUCGGCCGGACCCUACCUCAAGGAAACGCCCUCGGCCGGCGUUGGGAAGCCGGGUGAGCCAAGGACGCCAUCGUUGCCCAGAGAGGAGGUGCCCAAGGCGAAAGAAGGGCUCGGCCUGCUCCACGUUCCCUGCCCAUCCUCUGCCUCAGGGGUGCCACCGCCCUCCCCCAUCCUGUCAACGCUCAAGGCCCACAGCGACGUGCUUGAUAGUAAGCUGGUCAGCCUGCCGGCCGAUAUCAAACCCAAGAUAGAGGAAGGCUGCCUGAAGCCGUCGCCUUGCCAGUUCAACACGGGCGCCCCGGAGAAGCUUCCUAUCAAGUCUGAAGGGGCCGAGAAAAUGGCAGCUGCCUUGGCGGUCAACAUCAAGCCCGGCCAGGGCCUCAUGAGCCCCGGCGGAGUCCGGCUGGGCAUGACGUCGUUCCACGGCAACAGCCACGCUUCCAUCUCUGACAAGGUCCUCUACGGUGCCCCCGGCCGGCCGCCGCUGGUCCCUGUGCAGAUGGCCAACGCCGGCAACUCCCUCCUGGACAAGUUUGAGCUGGACGGAGGGUCCCUGAGCCUGGCCAACUCUCAGCAGCACUCUCCUGCUGAUGACCUCGACAAGAUGGAGAGCUCCCUGGUGGCCAGCGAGCUGCCUCUGUUGAUUGAAGACCUGCUGGAGCACGAGAAGAAGGAGCUGCAGAAGAAGCAGCAGAUGUCAGCCCAGAUGCCCGGGGGCUCCCAGCAGCACCUCCAGGCUCACACCAUGUUGGCUCACUCGGCUCCCCCUCCCCAGUCUCACGACGGGCAGUUGGUGAGCUCCCAGCAGCAGCUGCAGUUGGGCAUGGUGGCCAGGCAGCAAGGGAUGGUGGCCAACCAGCAGCUGAUGCAGCAGCAGCAGCAGCAGCAGCGACUGGCUGGUCCCCAGCAAAGUCAAGUCCUGGCCCCGCAUAUGGGGGUGGCUCAGAACCAGGCUCAUAUGCUUGCCGCCCAACAUAGCAUCCAGGCGGCGCAUGGCCAGCAGAACCAACAGCAGGUCUUGGCCCAGAAGCCCAUGCCGGGGGUCCAGCAGCAACAGCAACAGAUGAUGGGGCUCAAGCCGCAGCAAGUCGUGAUGCAGCAACAACAACAGCAGCAGCAGCAGCAAUUGGCUAACAGCUUCUUCCCAGAUACAGAUCUGGAUAAAUUUGCUACCGAGGACAUCAUGGACCCCAUCGCCAAGGCCAAGAUGGUGGCUCUGAAGGGUAUCAAAAAAGUCAUGGCGCAGGGCACCAUUGGAGUGGCUCCGAGCAUGAAUCGGCAACAAGUCUCCUUGCUGGCUCAGAGGUUGUCCGGAGCGUCGUCUUCAUCUGAAAUGCAGAACCACAUCCUGCCUGGCUCUGGAGGACAGGAACGGAGCAAUGACCCAGCACAAGCUCGACCAAACCCACCCACUUUUGCACAAGGUGUCAUCAAUGAAGCGGAUCAGCGCCAGUACGAAGACUGGCUCCUCCAUACGCAGCAACUCCUCCAGAUGCAGCUGAAGGUGCUGGAGGAGCAGAUAGGGGUGCACCGCAAGUCCCGCAAGGCCCUGUGCGCCAAGCAGCGGACGGCGAAAAAGGCCGGCCGGGAGUUCCCCGAGGCUGAUGCCGAGAAGCUCAAGCUGGUGACGGAGCAGCAGAGCAAGAUUCAGAAGCAGUUGGAUCAGGUUCGGAAGCAGCAGAAGGAACACACCAACCUCAUGGCUGAGUACCGCAACAAACAGCAGCAGCACCAGCAGCAAAGCUCCGCCGUCUUGGCCCUCAGCCCCUCGCAAAGCCCCCGCCUGAUGGCCAAGCUCCCUGGCCAGCUCCUCUCCGCGCACGGCCUCCAGCCGGGGCCGCAGGGCCUAGCAGGCCAGGCCGGCUUGCGCCUCCCUCAGGCCGCCGCCAUGGCUGUGCAGCAGGGCUUGCCCUUUAUGGGAGGGCAGCAGCAGCAGCAGCAGCAGCCAUCGGGCGCUUCGGCCCCCAACAGCUUCUUCUCCAGCAACCGCCUGUUGCAGGAGCGGCAGAUGCAGCAGCAGCGGCUGCAGCUAGCGCAGAAGCUGCAGCAGCAGCAGAACCUCAUAGGGCAAGUGUCCAUGCAGCAGCAGCAGCAGCAAAGCCACAUGGGACAAAUGGCAAUGCAGCAGCAGCAAAGCCUUAUGGGGCAGAUCUCGGUGCAGCAGCAGCAGCAGCAGCAAAGCACGAUGGGUCAGGUGGGCUUGAUGAGCCAGCCCCCGCCUCCACCACCCACGCCCCAGCCGAGCCAGAAUCUGCUCCCCAAGCAGCAAGGGCUGUUGGGAAACCAGGCAGGAGUCCUGGUCCAGCAGCUCUCUCCGCAGCAGCAGCAGCAGCAGCAAGCCAUGCUGGGACACUCAAUGCUGCAGCAUCAGGGCAUGAUGGGGCACCCGGCUUCCCAGAGGCAAAUGCUGCUGGCCCCACAGCAGCAGGGGCAGCAGCAGGGGCAACAGCACCGAGUGCCUCAGCAGCUGGUGCAGCAGGCGCAGGGCAUGAUGGGGCAUCGGCUGCUUUUGUCACCACAGCAGCAGCAGCAGCAGCCAGGGCUUCUCGGGCAGCAGCAGAGGACAUUGCUGAGCCAGCAACAGCACCAGCCGCUCCUGGGCCAGGGGCCGGCUUCCCAGCAGGGCGCCCUGAGCCAGGGGCCGGGCGUGGGCACCGAACCUCUCCAGCACUUUGCGCAGCACGGGUCUCUGAACCAGCAGCUGCACUCCUCGACUCAGGGAAUGCAGCCAGCCCAGCAGCAGCAACAGCAGGGGUUGGCUGUCAAGGAGCAGCAAGGAGGGCCAGAAGGCGGCACGGCCAUGCUGCCUCCCGAAGGGGCGGACGGUGCAUUGCAACAGCAGCAGCUAAGACCCCACAUGGUGGGCCCAGAGAUGGGAGGACAGCUGCAGAUGAGCACUCAAGAGCAGCAGCAGCAGCAGGGGCUGAGCGGCCACGGGACUCCUCUUCCGGAGCAGCCGUCUCAGCUGAUGCUCCAGCAGCACGGGGAGCAGCAGAAGCAGUCAGCUGAGCUGGGCCAAGCCCAGCACUUGCUCUUGGGCCCCCAGCAGCAGAACAUGCUGGGCUCCCUGCAGCUACGGAUGCAGCAGCAGCAGCAGCAGCAGCAAAACAGCCACUUGCAGCAGCAGCAGCAGCAGCAAAACAGCCACUUGCAGCAGCAGCAGCAGCAGCAGCAGCAGCAAAACAGCCACCUGCAGCAGCAGCAGCAACAACAGAACAACCUCCUCCAGCAGCCAUUGCGUUCUCACCUGCCUAUAGACGGCAUUCUGCAGCAAGAGCUGUCGCAGCAGCAGCAGCACCACCAUCGAGAUGCAACUCAGGGCCCCCACUUGCUCAACCAGCAGAUGGAGCAGCAAGGCCAAGUGCAAAGGAUGAUGGGACAGAACCUGGAGCAGCCUUCCAAAGGUUUGCCGGGACAGCACCACCUCCAGCAGCAGCAGCAGCAGCAGCAACAACGCCUUCAGAGCCCAGCCGGGCCCUCGAAAACACCAGGGCUGAUGAUGCAGCAGCAGCAGCAGCAGCAGCAACAACAAACCAUGAUGCUGCAGCAGUCCUCCCCGCAAGGCCAAAGCAUCCUGUCCAGCCCUGUGAUGGGCCAGAUCCGUGCCCAGCUGCAGGGCGUCAUCUCCAAAAACCCUCAGCUGCGGAACCUGACUCCGCAGCAGCAGCAGCAGCUGCAGGCCCUGCUAAUGCAGAGGCACCAGCAGAACCUGCUGCAGCAGCAGCAGCAGCAGAACCAGGUGCUGCGGCAAGCCAGUCCCUACCCGGGGCAGGCGGCCCCCGAGCAAGGCCAGCAAGCUGCUCAGCACCUCUCCCUGCCGGGCGCUGCGGGGCAGCAGCCACAGAGGCAGCCGCCCCUGGCGGUCUUCCAGAUUCGUCCGGACCAGGGUUUCGGUGCCUCGGUGGAGCAGCAGCAGCAGAGGGUCCCGGUGAGCCAGCAAUCCGCUGUCUGUCCCCAGCAGCAGGGGAUGGUGAGGCUCCCCACCCCUCAGGCUCCCUCUGUCCCCUUGAGCGUUGCCGGCAUGGCAUCUGGGCAGCAGACGCCACUGCAGCCACAGCAGCACCCGAGCCCUCCAGAGCCAAAGAGACCGUCUCCUUUGCUCUUGGCUAAAAGCCCUGAGCAGCAGCCGCUGCAGCAGCAGCAGCAGACUCCCACUCAGAGGCACCAGCCUGCUACUCCCAGCUCCCUGCUGCUCUCCACCCCAACGCCCCCGAGCGCGGGAGAAGUGACUCCCGGGACUUGCAGCCUCCGAGACUCCGAGUGCCCCACCACCAAAGAGGCCACAGAGACCGGCACGGCCAACGGGCAGGUGGUAGAAGCUGCUUCUCCCUUGGCGGGAAGGGUGCCCCCGCCGGCAGGAAACCUUCCCCUUGUUUGCAUCAAACAGGAGCCCAAGGAGGAAGCCUCCCAGUGCGCCCUGAUGAGUGGAACGCAGCCCGUCAAGCGGGAGGCGAACGGGGACCCUGUCUUGGCCCCUGCUGCCGCCGUUCCAGCAACCACCAACAGCCUCACCCGCACCGAAGCCGGGCACCUCUUGCUGCAAAAGCUGCUGCGGGCCAAGAACGUCACUCUUGCGACGCAGCGCUCAGGCGAUGUCAACGGGCACGUGGAUGGCAAGAUCGCCGGGGCGGAGGGCCGGUUGCAGCCGGUACCAGAUGUGCGAGAGGACGCGCUGGCAGCCAAGAAGCCCCCGCUGCCAAAGCCCAAGCGGUCCCAGAAAGCUGGGGAGCGAGUCGCCAACUCUCGCAAGAAGCUGCGCAAAGAGGACGGAGUGAAAUCCAACGAGGCCCUGAUGAAACAGCUCAAGCAGGAGCUCUCCUUGCUGCCUCUGAUGGAGCCUGUCAUCACAGCCAACUUCAACCUCUUCCCCCCCUUUGGGAGCAGCCCGGUCAACGGCAAGAGCCAGCUGAAGGGCUCCUUUGGUAACGCCGCCUUGGACAGCAUUCCGGACUAUUACUCCCAGCUGCUCACCAAGAACAAUAUGAGCAACCCACCAACCCCACCUUCUUCGCUGCCUCCCACACCGCCCCCCUCGGUGCAGCAGAAGCUGGUGAACGGGGUCCUGUCUUCCGAGGAGCUGACAGAGCAGCCCAAGGAGCCGGUGCUGCCCCAUGAGCAUGAAGGGCAAAAGGACGCUCCCCCUGUGGAAGUGAAAAGCUUAGAUCUCCUCGCAGCUCUGCCCACACCGCCACACAACCAGACCGAGGAUGUCAGGAUGGAGAGCGACGAGGAGAGCGACUCCCCCGACAGCAUCGUCCCAGCCUCAUCUCCCGAGAGUGUCCUGAGCGAAGAGGUGCCACGCUUUCCCUUGCUGUCGGGAGCCAAGCCGGAGGUGGAAGAGAGACCCCUCUCUCCAGUCAUCCCCAUCAUCCCAAAAGCCAGCAUCCCAGCUUUCCCAGAUGCCAAGCCUUAUGGGACCUUGGAGCAAGCGGGAAAGGGGACUCCAGGCACGUCCUGGGAGAAAGCCAAGGGCAGCGAGGUCUCUGUCAUGCUCACUGUCUCUGCAGCUGCCGCCAAGAACCUGAACGGUGUCAUGGUGGCAGUGGCAGAGCUGUUGAGCAUGAAGAUCCCCAGUUCUUACGAAGUGCUGUUUCCGGACAGCCCCAUGCGGGCUGCUGCCAGCGAGCCCAGAAAAGUCGAUGCUGACGCGCAGGGCAAAGAGAAGCCAGCGGCUCCCAAGGGCCCCGAAGGAGGGCCAGAAUGGCUGAAGCAGUUUGAUGCAAUGCUGCCUGGCUACAGUCUCAAGAACGAGCUGGACAUCUUGACGCUGCUCAAACAGGAGAGUCCCACCCCGGAAAAGGCCGCCCAGCACUGCUACAUCAACAACGUUGCCAACUUGGAUGUGCGGCAGCUGCUGACCCUUCCCGAGGAACCCUCUCCGCCCCUCUCCCCGUUUGCACCCUCCCCGCCCAGCCCCCCCAGGGUCCCCGAGCCGGUCCCCGAGCCUGAAGCGCCGCCCUUGCCCGCUCCAUCACCUCCGCCGCCCCCGCCCUCCUCCCCCAAGGAGGAAGCCCCCCAGUCCCCGCCCAAAGCCAAGCCCCGCUCGCGGCCCCUGGAAGACGGCGAGGAGAACAAGCCGCGCCUGAAGAAGUGGAAGGGGGUGCGCUGGAAACGGCUGCGCUUCCUCAUCACCAUCCAGAAGGGCGGCGCCAAGCGGGACGGGGACCGGGAGAUCGCGGACUUCGUCGAGCGCCUGGCUGCCACCCUGCGCCCCGACAAAGUGCCGCGGGACUUGCGGAAGUGCUGCUUCUGCCACGAGGAGGGCGACGGCGCUACCGACGGGCCGGCGCGCCUGCUCAACCUGGACCUGGACCUUUGGGUGCACCUCAACUGCGCCCUGUGGUCCACGGAGGUCUAUGAGACCCAGGGAGGGGCGCUCAUCAACGUGGAGGUGGCGCUGCACCGGGGCUUGCUCACCAAGUGCACCCUCUGCCAGAAGACGGGCGCCACCAACAGCUGCAACCGCAUCCGCUGCCCCAACGUCUACCACUUCGCCUGCGCGAUCCGGGCCAAGUGCAUGUUCUUCAAGGACAAGACCAUGCUCUGCCCCAUGCACAAGCUCAAGGGCCCCUGCGACCAGGAGCUGAGCACCUUCACCGUCUUCCGGCGCGUCUACAUCGAGCGCGACGAGGUCAAGCAGAUCGCCAGCAUCAUCCAGCGAGGCGAGCGCCUCCACAUGUUCCGGGUGGGGGGCCUCGUCUUCCACGCCAUCGGGCAGCUGCUGCCCCACCAGAUGGCCGACUUCCACAGCGUCACGGCGCUCUACCCGGUGGGCUACGAGGCCACCCGCAUCUACUGGAGCCUGCGCACCAACAACCGGCGCUGCUGCUACCGCUGCACCAUCUGCGAGAACAACGGCCGGCCGGAGUUUGUGGUGCAAGUCAUGGAGCAGGGCUUGGAGGACUUGGUCUUCACGGACUCCUCGCCGCAGGCGGUAUGGAACCGAAUCAUCGAACCGGUGGCCUUGAUGCGCAAGGAAGCGGACAUGCUGCGGCUCUUCCCUGAAUAUCUCAAGGGAGAAGAGCUCUUUGGCUUGACGGUGCACGCUGUGCUGCGAAUCGCAGAGUCUCUGCCUGGUGUUGAGAGCUGCCAGAACUACAUGUUCCGCUAUGGGCGCCACCCACUCAUGGAGCUUCCACUCAUGAUCAACCCCACUGGCUGCGCCCGGUCGGAGCCCAAAAUCCUCACGCACUACAAACGGCCCCACACUCUGAACAGCACCAGCAUGUCCAAGGCCUACCAGAGCACGUUCACAGGCGAAACCAACACACCAUACAGCAAGCAGUUUGUGCACUCCAAGUCCUCCCAGUACCGCCGCCUCAAGACGGAAUGGAAGAACAACGUCUAUCUGGCCCGCUCCCGCAUCCAAGGGCUCGGACUCUACGCUGCCAAGGAUCUAGAGAAGCACACGAUGGUCAUUGAGUACAUUGGCACCAUCAUCCGCAACGAGGUGGCCAACCGGCGAGAGAAGAUCUACGAGGAGCAGAACCGAGGGAUCUACAUGUUCCGUAUCAACAAUGAGCACGUCAUUGAUGCCACACUGACAGGUGGCCCUGCCAGGUACAUCAAUCACUCCUGCGCACCCAACUGUGUGGCUGAGGUGGUGACUUUUGACAAGGAGGACAAGAUCAUAAUCAUCUCGAGUCGCCGGAUACCUAAGGGAGAGGAGCUGACCUACGACUACCAGUUUGAUUUUGAAGACGAUCAGCACAAAAUCCCGUGCCAUUGCGGAGCCUGGAACUGCAGGAAAUGGAUGAACUAAACCCCAAGGAGGCUCUUCGGACAAAGCAAAGGGGGAGACCCCGACUGCUCGGCACAAGAGGCUCUGCACAGAGAGGAGGUGCUGCUGCUGUACCAGCUCUCCUAACCCUCCUUCGGCGCAGGGAAAUCACCCGGGGGGGGCCAAAACGAGGCAUGUUGGGAAGCCACCAACAUGCUGGUGGGGCAGCUGGGGCCCAAGACAAGAGAGGGGUGAUGUCAGCAUAUCUGCCACUGCUUGCCAGUCUUGGCUAUGGUAUUAUCAUCAAGCUGGCUGCUUUCGGCUGUCAGGCUCAGCGGCCUCCUCUUCCAGACAAGGCGACCUGCUUCUCCCCAGCAGAAAGAAGCAGCCACUAAGCAGCCCCAUCCGGGGCGGGGAACUGACAAACUGGCAACUCAGGGUUUUCUUUUAGUUUUUCUUUUGCUUUUUUUAAAAAUAAAAA